AUGGGAGUGCGAGCCAGUCCCGUGCCCAGUGUUAUGGGCAAGUCGGCCAAGAUUGGCCGCUUCGGCUUCCAGGGCUUCGAAAAGCAGAAGAAGCUCGCGAAACACGCCUCGACCUACGGCGGCCCGGCGCAGCCGUCCAUCGGCGAGCGGAAGCCCGCGGACAAGGCGAGGAAACAGGCGGGCGCGAUCGGGAAGAAGAAGCCCAAGAGCGGGGCCAAGGCGGGCAAGAAGGAGCGGCGGCUCCGCGGCGACGGCGACACUAUCUGGCGCGGUAUUUGUCUCUGCAUGGCAAAAACGUCGGAAAAAACUCUCCUAAUCGGCAUAUAUUCCAUAUAUGUUCGGCAUUUUUCCUAA
Emiliania huxleyi CCMP1516 is the source of this 354-nucleotide messenger RNA. RefSeq lists its product as hypothetical. NCBI's taxonomy places the organism in Eukaryota, Haptophyta, Isochrysidales, Noelaerhabdaceae. The record is from RefSeq and is a predicted model, not a curated record. The transcript has 4 exons. The coding region runs from base 1 to 354 and encodes 117 amino acids.